CAUGUCACGGCAAUUUGUCCCUCGGCGGACACCGUUUCCCAGCUAAGCAAUGUCUGCGCUCUCGCGGAUAUCGUAGCGUGCGGAGUUCUACCCUUUCCUCGACGCUGGGCAUGGCGAGCCGAAGGGCCCGGCAGCGCCUCAAGGGCGGCGGCGGCGGUGGCGGCGGCGGCGGGGACGCGGGCCCGGCCGCGGAGAAGCUGCGGGAGCUGCUGGGCAGCCGGGAGGCAGGCGCGCAGCCGCGGCCAGAGUCUGGAAAUAAAGCAGGGCAAGUCUGGGCCCCUGAAGGAUCCACUGCUUUCAAGUGUCUGCUCUCGGCAAGGUUGUGCGCUGCCCUUCUGAGCAACAUCUCGGACUGUGAUGAAACCUUCAACUACUGGGAACCAACACACUACCUCAUCUAUGGGAAGGGGUUUCAGACGUGGGAAUAUUCCCCACUGUAUGCCAUCCGCUCGUAUGCUUACCUGCUGCUGCAUGCCUGGCCAGCUGCAUUUCAUGCACGGAUUCUGCAAACUAAUAAGAUUCUUGUAUUCUACUUUUUGAGAUGUCUCCUGGCUUUUGUGAGCUGUAUUUGUGAACUUUACUUUUAUAAGGCUGUGUGCAAGAAAUUUGGGCUGCAUGUGAGCCGGAUGAUGCUGGCCUUCUUGGUGCUCAGCACUGGCAUGUUUUGUUCAUCAGCUGCAUUCCUUCCUAGCAGCUUCUGCAUGUAUACUACGUUGAUCGCCAUGACUGGGUGGUACAUGGACAAGACACCCAUUGCUGUGCUGGGAGUAGCAGCCGGAGCUAUCUUAGGGUGGCCAUUUAGUGCAGCUCUUGGUUUGCCCAUUGCCUUUGACUCGCUGGCCAUGAAACACAGGUGGAAGAGUUUCUUUCGUUGGUCCCUGGUGGCCCUGAUUCUUUUCCUGGCGCCUGUGGUGGUCAUUGACAGCUACUAUUAUGGAAAGUUGGUGAUUGCACCUCUCAACAUUGUUUUGUAUAACGUCUUCACUUCUCAUGGACCUGAUCUCUACGGUACAGAACCAUGGUAUUUCUAUUUAAUCAAUGGAUUUCUGAAUUUCAAUGUUGCCUUUGCUUUGGCUCUUCUGGUCUUGCCGCUGACUUUUCUUAUGGAGUACCUGCUGCAGAGAUUCCAUGUUCAAAAUUUAGGACAUCCAUAUUGGCUUACCUUGGCGCCAAUGUAUAUUUGGUUUAUAAUUUUCUUCAUCCAGCCUCACAAAGAGGAGCGCUUUCUCUUCCCAGUGUAUCCGCUUAUAUGUCUCUGUGGUGCGGUUUCUCUUUCUGCACUUCAGAAAUGUUACCACUUUGUGUUUCAACGAUAUCGCCUGGAGCAUUACACUGUGACAUCCAGCUGGCUGGCAUUAGGAACAGUUUUCCUGUUUGGACUUUUGUCAUUCUCACGCUCUGUGGCUCUGUUCAGAGGAUAUCAUGGGCCCCUUGAUUUGUAUCCAGAAUUUUACCGAAUUGCCACAGACCCAACCAUCCACACUGUCCCAGAAGGCAGACCUGUGAACGUUUGUGUGGGGAAAGAAUGGUAUCGAUUUCCCAGCAGCUUCCUUUUGCCUGAUAAUUGGCAGCUUCAGUUCAUUCCAUCAGAGUUCAGAGGUCAGCUACCAAAGCCUUUUGCAGAGGGACCACUGGCCACUCGGACUGUCCCUGCUGACAUGAACGACCAGAACCAAGAGGAACCUUCCAGAUAUAUUGACAUCAGCAAAUGCCAUUACUUAGUGGAUUUGGACACUAUGAGAGAAACACCUCGGGAGCCAAACUACUCAUCCAACAGAGAAGAAUGGGUCAGUCUUGCCCACAGACCAUUCCUGGAUGCCUCUAGGUCUUCCAAGUUGCUCCGGGCAUUCUAUGUCCCCUUCCUGUCGGAUCAGUACACAGUGUAUGUGAACUACACCAUCCUCAAGCCUCGGAAAGCAAAGCAAAGCAGGAAGAAGACUGGAGCUUAGGAACGCCCCUGUGGCUCCAAGGGACAGCCAUCAUGUUAACUCACAGCUCCACUGAGCUGACUUCCUCCAAGUCAUAUAACACUUGUAAUAAAGGUCGGCUGACAAGAUGCCAGAUUCCGGGUGCUCUGAGCUCGUCAGUAUGUCAAAGUCUAAUCAGAGUCACACACAUCCUGCCCCUGUCUGGUCUGCAUGUGAGCUUUCUGCAGAUGGGCAGAGUCCCUAAAGCCUGGAGAGGUACAUUGCUCCGCUUCUCAUUGUUCUCCCUGUUGAGUUAUUUAUUAGUGCGGAGAAAAGCUGAGCGCCCUGACUGGGUGUGUGCUGGUGUUCUCCACUCUCUGGCCUGGCAUCUGAGAACUAGCAAGCCUUCCUUAGGCCACAUGGUUUCUCCACUAAAGUUGUUUGGCAGCUCCUAGCAGACCUUGUUCAAAUCCUAGUGCUUAGAAGAAGCACAGCCUAGUGCCAACUGACGUGUUCUUUCACCGGCAGCAGGCUUCAGCUUCUGAGAGCAUUCCCAGGACUGACACCAUGUCCCGAAGCUCAGGAAAAAGGCGACCAUGGAAGAACUGUGACCUAAUAUUAUCUAUGAUGCCUCUAAUUUUCUUUAAAACCGGUCUUAAUUAUUUGGCUAUUUGGGAAGUGUUUUAAGAUUUUUAAUGUUUCAGCAUGCUGUAUCUUGAAUUCUAGACUCUGUACAAAGAUAAACUAUAUAGGGUCUCUGGAGAAAAGUUUAUCACUAGGUUUGGGCAACAUCAUAUUUUAAAGUGCUCUGAGGCCAUCUGGGGGAAAUCAAGAACUCCUUUUUGUGAAACAACAGCCCUAAUGAAAUGGAAGUGACAACAGUG
Molecule: messenger RNA, 2791 nt
Organism: Psammomys obesus (fat sand rat)
Lineage: Eukaryota; Metazoa; Chordata; Mammalia; Rodentia; Muridae
Gene: Alg9
Product: ALG9 alpha-1,2-mannosyltransferase
Exons: 15
Coding region: 111-1949 (612 amino acids)
Biological process (GO): protein N-linked glycosylation
Cellular component (GO): endoplasmic reticulum membrane
Molecular function (GO): alpha-1,2-mannosyltransferase activity
Source: RefSeq, a predicted model, not a curated record